This is a messenger RNA of Periophthalmus magnuspinnatus, 787 nucleotides long. It is a transcript of the gene tomt, whose product is annotated as transmembrane O-methyltransferase. The transcript is spliced from 4 exons. Gene Ontology annotation, biological process: dopamine metabolic process; catecholamine catabolic process; developmental process. Gene Ontology annotation, molecular function: catechol O-methyltransferase activity. Lineage: Eukaryota; Metazoa; Chordata; Actinopteri; Gobiiformes; Gobiidae. The record is from RefSeq and is a predicted model, not a curated record. Bases 1 to 780 code for a protein of 259 amino acids.
AUGGUGUCUCCAGCCAUUGCACUGGCUUUUCUGCCACUCCUGCUGACACUAAUUAUCAGAUAUAGGCACUUCUUUCUGUUGUUUUAUCGAGCUAUUUUAGUAAGAAUUUGGAAAGACAUUUCUACUGGCCUGAGCAGAGAGGAGCGAGUUUAUGAAUAUGUUUUAACACACGCCACCCCUGGAGACGCUGAUAGCAUUCUUGAUGCCUUUGAUACAUGGUGCACCAAAGUGGAGUUUAUCAGUAACAUUGGACCAAAGAAAGGAAAGAUCUUAGACCGUCUUUUGGUGGAGCAGAGCCCCUUAACAGUGUUAGAACUGGGCACACAUUGUGGCUACAGCGCAGUGCGGAUGGCCAGGUCCCUGCCCCUGGGUGGCAGAAUUUACAGUGUUGAGAUGGAUCAAAGAAAUGCUUCCAUUGCAGAGAAAAUUAUUCGUUUGGCAGGUUUAGAUGAUGAUACAGUGGAAUUAAUUGUGAGUCCUUCUGAUGAAGUAAUCCCCAGAUUGCGGUCCGACUAUGGCCUGGAAAGGCUGGAUUUUGUUUUCAUGGAUCAUUGGAAGAGAAGUUACCUCCCAGACCUGCAGAUGCUUGAGGAAUCUGGACUCUUGGGAAAGGGAUCAAUCAUUUUGGCUGACAAUGUAUUAUUUCCAGGUGCACCAAAGUUUCUUAGACACAUUCGCAAAAGUGGUUUAUAUGAAUGGAAAAUUCAUAGAGCCACGCUAGAAUAUAGCAAAGGCAUCAGGGAUGGGAUGGCUGAGCUGAUCUAUCUUGGAAUCAAAUAGGAUUAUU